Messenger RNA from Closterium sp. NIES-67, 2914 nucleotides. NCBI's taxonomy places the organism in Eukaryota, Viridiplantae, Streptophyta, Zygnematophyceae, Desmidiales, Closteriaceae. The record is from the annotation of a GenBank genome assembly.
UUCACUCGUAGAUAAGUGUGUUAUAGUUAACCUAGACAAUAUUAUGAUCUACAGUGAGACCCGUGAGCAGUACUUAAAGGACCUCGAAGCAGUUUUUACGCUACUGCAGGAGCAUCGGCUGCUCACGAAGGGGUUGAAGUGCGAGUUUUUGAAAGAUCGCUUAGAAUUUAUAGGACACGUUAUUUCCACUAAAGGCGUAGAAGUGGACCCCCGCAAGAUCAAGACAGUGCAAGCCUGGCUACCGCCUAAGAACCUGCAGGAGCUGCAAAGAUUUUUAGGCGAAGGCCUACAGCCAAUCGCAGGCGGAGAACGACAGGGAAAAGACCUCGGAACCUCCGAAAAAGAUCAAGGAUUAUUGAAGGAGUUCCAAGACAUUCUUCCUGACGAUCUUCCGAACGAGCUACCGCCAUACCGAACGCAUCAAUACGAGAUCGUGGAGGAACCGGGAUCGAAGCCGACCUUCCGAACCAUAUAUCGGCUCAGCCCUACGGAGCUGACCGACAUGAAAAAACAUAUCGAGUAUCUCCUUGCCAAAGGACUCAUCCAACCAUCCACUUCGCUAUACGGUGCCCCAGUAAUCUUCACACCGAAACUGGACGGAAGCCUGCGCAUGUGCAUCGAUUACCAGGCUCUUAACAAGCAGACCAUCAAGAAAAAAUAUCCGAUACCGCGAAUCGAUGACCUGCUUGACCAGCUUCAAGGAGCUAUGGUAUUUUCCCACUGGAUCUGCGGUCCGGAUACUGGCACAUACGGAUGGAGGACAACUCUAUCCACAAAACUGCUUACCGAACUCGGUAUGGAUCGUACGACUACCGCCAUACCGAACGCAUCAAUACGAGAUCGUGGAGGAAUCGGGAUAUCGAAGCCAACCUUCCGAACCAUAUAUCGGCUCAGCCCUACGGAGCUGACCGACAUGAAAAAACAUAUCGAGUAUCUCCUUGCCAAAGGACUCAUCCGACCAUCCACUUCGCCAUACGGUGCCCCAGUAAUCUUCACACCGAAACUGGACGGAAGCCUGCGCAUGUGCAUCGAUUACCGGGCUCUUAACAAGCAGACCAUCAAGAAAAAAUAUCCGAUACCGCGAAUCGAUGACCUGCUUGACCAGCUUCAAGGAGCUACGGUAUUUUCCCAACUGGAUCUGCGGUCCGGAUACUGGCAUAUACGGAUGGCGGACCACUCUAUCCACAAAACUGCUUUACGAACUCGGUAUGGAUCGUACGAGUAUUUGGUAAUGCCAUUCGGACUCACCAACGCACCAGCAACAUUCCAAGCCGAAAUGAACCACAUUCUACGACCACUUUUAGACGAGUGCGUGAUGGUAUACCUGGACGACAUCCUCAUCUACUCGCGCGACAUGAAGCAGCACGUCGAACACCUGCGACACGUCUUCGAAAUUCUUCGACGAGAACGGUUCUACGUCAAACUGUCCAAGAGUGAAUUCGCCCUUGAGAAGGUCCAGUUCCUAAGACACAUGGUGAGCGCUCAAGGAGUUCACGUCGACCUCAAGAAAACCGAAGCCCAGUUCCUAGGCUUCGCUAAUUACUACAACAGGUUUGUGCCACAGCAUGCGAAACUCGCAGCACCACUCACGAAUCUGCUGAAGAAGAACACGCCCUACAAAUGGGAGCCGAAGUACCAAGAAGCCAUGGAGCAGCUGAAGCAAGCACUCACGUCCGCACCAGUACUCAUCUUGCCAGAUCCCGAAUGCGACUACGUCAUCGAAGCUGACGCCAGUGACCAGGCAAUGGGAGCAGUCUUGAUGCAAGACCAAGGAAAUGGACUGCAACCAAUCGCCUACCUCAGCAAGAAACUGCACGAGGCAGAACUAAACCACCCGAUACACGACAAAGAGGCCCUUGCCAUCGUCAUCGCCUUCAAAGCGUGGAGAUGUUAUCUCGAAGGACGAAGAACAACCAUCUACACCGACCACUGCAGCCUGAAAUAUUUGAAGACACAACCCAACCUUUCCAGGCGGCAGGUCCGGUGGAUCAACUUCCUCGAGACACACUUCCACUACGACAUCGUGUACAAGCUCGGCCACAAAAACAAAGCAGACGCUCUGAGCCGACCUGCACACCUUUGGUGGAGAUGGUUUUCCUCGUUAUUAUUCCCAUAACCCAUACCUAGAUAAAUUAUGGAUCCCAAAGAAAUGGCGUUUGUGGCUCCUGGCCAGCCCCGGCGAUUCUGCUGACGUAGUUAUUUUCUGCGGUCGCACCUGGUGGUCGCUGCCACUGCGAUGCAGGUCUACGGUGUGACGUGGACAGCGUGCGGGAAGACGCCAUCCCCUUACGUCAUACUAUGCACACUGCACAUGUUUCUAGGACGAGAUGCGGGCUGCCCACCCGCUGGCCACCCGCCACGGGCUUACGGGGAGGCCCGCUUGUCUCUCGGCUUGGAUGUGGACGCCAACCUGCCGUUUGUGACGAGAUCGCCACCGAUGGGUCCGGCUGGUGCACCGACGACGAGGCCGCUGCCAUUGCAUUGGCGUGUGAAUUGCUACCCGGCCUCGUCGCCCCAGGAGAGAUGCCAGGAGACUCGAGAGGCAGAGGGCUAGAUGCCAUCGUGCGAGUCGGCAAGCUUUCACACGUGCUGGGCAUGGAACACUGGUUCAUAAAGCCGCGUCAAGGUCUCAACGGUCGCAAGACGGCAAAUGCUCAGCGCUCGAGAUGAGGGAAGCGACGAAGGUUGGUUCGCGUGGACCCUUCGCCGCGCGCAAACCAUCGUGCUCGCGUUGCGUUGUCUGAGCGUGUUACAUGCACUUCAACACAGGGUCUGGUGCUUAUGUUCUUAUGCGCUAGGGUUCCAUAAAUAUUUGUACAAACGGUGUUCGGCCAUAUGCUUGCCGCCUUAUGAAGACGGCACAAAUGUUAGAGUAGCAGGAAAAGGUGUCGAAGGGAAAAUCGUCGAGGGAUAC